This is a messenger RNA of Arxiozyma heterogenica, 3948 nucleotides long. RefSeq lists its product as uncharacterized. The coding region runs from base 1 to 3948 and encodes 1315 amino acids. Lineage: Eukaryota; Fungi; Ascomycota; Saccharomycetes; Saccharomycetales; Saccharomycetaceae. Gene Ontology annotation, cellular component: extracellular region. The transcript has a single exon. The record is from RefSeq and is a predicted model, not a curated record.
AUGGUCUCAAGUGCCUUAUCAUUGUGCGCGGCACUGCUUUUAGCUGCUUUUUCUGCUGUAUCGAAGGCACAAACAUCUUAUUACAUUUCUAUUUAUACUGAAACAAUUCCUAGUUAUUCGCAACCGCAAGUAUCUUAUAUUACUAGUUAUCUUGGACCGACUACUCACGGUGGUAAGGGUCCUAUUGCCACAGUGGACGGAUGGCCUGUGAAUAAUCCGUAUAAUGCAUCUAAGGAUGCUCGUUGUAUGUUGACUCCAGAACAAAAGGCGGCUGUUUUGGACCUAAUGAAUAAGUACAGAUCUAUGUUUGUCGACACUCCUAAUUUGACCUGGUCUGAUACUUUAGCCCAACGGGCUGCGUGGUGGGCUUGCGAAUUUAAUGUCAAGACGUCUGUUUUUCAAGACGCUCCCGAUUACGGCUACUUUAUUGGUUCAAACUUUUACGCGGGACCUGGUCCUCUGACCAGCGGUGUAGACGCCUGGUUUGAUGAAAUUAAUGAUUAUAAUUACAGCGAUCCUUACCUUUUGCCUUACUUACAUAAUGGACAUUUUACACAGCUUGUUUGGAAAUCCACCACGGAGGUUGGUUGUGGUGCGCAAGAAUAUUGGCCCGGUGUUGAUGGUUUGCCUAGUCGAUAUUUUUUUGAGUGUGAGUUCAUACCUCUUGGUAAUGAUUAUGGUAAAUACCAUGAAAAUGUCAUGCCUCUGAAACCAGCUUAUGCAACUCUUCAGUUCCCAACACUUUACUGGGUAACCGCCCCCGUAAAUUGGACAUCUAUAUCUCUAUAUGAAAAAACACAUACUGUAGCUCCAAUUACUAUAACUCCGACAUCAAAUCCUAACCCUGUUUACACAAUACCUCCUGGAGAGUGGUCAGGCUUCUUUCCAUCAACGGCCCAGUUUACUUAUUUAAGUGCCACUGACAGUCCAACUACCACUGCAACAACAUCUACCUCGAGCAACAGUCAUGCUUCUGCUGUGAAUACUACUAACAGAUCAACCUCCACUGCAACAACAACUACUUCAACCAACACUCAUGGUUCUGCUAUUGAUGCUACUCACAGAUCAACCAUCAUUUCUAAAAAAUCUACUUCAAUCAGUCAUAGUUCUGCUAUGGAUGCUACUGACAAAUCAACCAUCACUUCUAAGAAAUCGACUUCAAGCAAUAGUAAUGGUUCUGUUAUCGAUGCUACUGACAGAUCAAUCAUCACUUCUAAAAAAUCUGCCUCAAUCAGUCAUAGUUCUACUAUUGAUGCUACUGACAAAUCAACCAUUUCUGAGAAGUCUACCUCUAGCAAUAGUCAUGGUUCUAUUAUGAAUACUACUGACAGAUCAACCACCAUUUCUAAAAAAUCUACCUCAAUCAGUCAUAAUUCUGCUAUUGAUGCUACUGACAGAUCAAGUACCACUUCUAAGAAAUCUACUUCAAACAGUCGUGGUUCUGUUAUUGAUGCUACUCACAGAUCAACUGCCACUUCUAACAAAUCUACCUCAAACAGUCAUAGUUCUACUAUGGAUGCUACUAACAGAUCAACCACCACAGCAACAACAUCUACUGAUUAUACUAAAUAUGCGUUGACUCCAGAAGAACAGGCUGCUGUUGUUCUCGCACACAAUAAGUUGAGAGCUUUGCAUGUUGAUACUGGUAAUUUGACCUGGUCUAAUACUUUAGCUGUAUAUGCUGAGAAGUAUGCUGCCGUUUAUGAUUGUUCUUCUGGUAGACUUGUGCACUCUCAUGGUCCAUACGGUGAAAACCUUGCCCUGGGAUUUCCUAAUGCAGUCGCUGCUGUGGACGCCUGGUAUAGUGAAAUUGCUCAUUAUAAUUACAGCCAUCCUGGCUUUUCCAUGGCAACUGGACAUUUUACACAGGUUGUUUGGAGAUCCACCAAGGAGGUUGGUUGUGCUGUAAAAUAUUGUGGCACCUAUUACCGUGAUUAUGUUGUUUGUGAGUACGCACCUCCUGGUAAUUAUGAAGGUGAAUUCCCUGAAAAUGUCAUGCCUUUGAAAGCAUCUGUUUCAAGUAGUACUUCCAGUAAACCUAAGUCAUCCUCUACCCCUUCUGCUACUUCGAAGAAAUCUAUCUCAAGCAACAGUAAUGGUUCUGCUAUUGAUGCCACUGACAGAUCAACUACCACUGCAACAAUAUCUACUUCAAACAGUCGUGGUUCUACUAUGGAUGCUACUCAUAGAUCAACUACCACUUCCAGCAAAUCUACCUCUAGCAACAGUAAUGGUUCUACUAUACAUGUUACUGAUAGAUCAACCACCACUGUAACAACAUCUACUUCUAGCAACAGUAAUGGUUCUGUUAUGGAUGCUACUGACAGAUCAAUCAUCACUUCUAAGAAAUCUACCUCGAGUAACAGUAAUGGUUCUGCUGUGAAUACUACUAACAAAUCAAUUGCCACUUCUAACAAAUCUACUUCAAUCAGUUAUGGUUCUGCUGCGAAUACUACUAACAGAUCAACCACCAUUUCUAAGAAAUCUACCUCAAUCAGUUAUGGUUCUACUAUUGAUGCUACUGACAGAUCUACCACCAUUUCUAAGAAAUCUACUUCAAUCAGUCAUGCUUCUGCUAUGAAUAUUACUGACAGAUCAAUCAUCACUUCCAAGAAAUCUACUUCAAGUAACAGUAAUGGUUCUGCUAUGGAUGCUACUGACAGAUCAACUACCAUUUCUAAAAAAUCUACCUCAAUCAGUCAUGGUUCUACUAUUGAUGCUACUGACAGAUCAACCAUCACUUCUAAGAAAUCUGCCUCAAACAGUCAUAGUUCUACUAUGGAUGCUACUAACAGAUCAACUACCACUUCUAAAAAAUCUGCCUCUAGCAACAGUCAUAAUUCUACUAUUGAUGCUACUAACAGAUCAACUACCACCUCUAACAAAUCUACUCCAAUCAGUCGUGGUUCUGGUAUCAAUGCUACUGACAGAUCAACCAUCACUUCUAAAAAAUUUACCUCAAGCAACAUUCAUAGUUCUACUAUGGAUGCUACUAACAGAUCAACCAUCACUUCUAAAAAAUCUACUUCAAACAGUAAUGGUUCUGCUAUGGAUGCUGCUCAUAGAUCAACUACCACUGCAACAACAUCUACCUCGAGCAACAGUCGUGGUUCUGCUAUGGAUGCUACUGACAGAUCAACUACCAUUUCUAAAAAAUCUACCUCAAUCAGUCAUGGUUCUACUAUUGAUGCUACUGACAGAUCAACCAUCAUUUCUAAGAAAUCUACUUCAAACAGUAAUGGUUCUACUAUUGAUGCUACCGACAGAUCAACCAUCACUUCUAAAAAAUCUACUUCAAGCAACAGUAAUGGUUCUACUAUGAAUACUACUGACAGAUCAACUACCAUUUCUAAAAAAUCUACCUCAAUCAGUCAUAGUUCUGUUGUUGAUGCCACUGACAGAUCAGCUACUACUGCAACAACAUCUACCCCAAGCAACAGUAAUGGUUCUGCUAUUGGUGCCAGUAGUAAGACACAUGCUGCUGGUGAAGCUGCAUCUGCUAAAACAAAUGUUGCUCACUCCGUCACAACCGCUAUUGUUGAGAGCACACGCAUGGUAGAUGUCACUGAAUGUCCAAUUUGCUCACUAUCCACCGCUACCACUUCGUUUUCUUCCCAAAACGGUCAAACUGUCCUACAUGGUGAACCAGUGUUGAGAGUUAGUACAGUUUAUACUACAGACGGUGUUGUUAUCACUACAUACACUCCUUCAUGUCCAGAAAGUGCUAAGACAGGUUCUGUUACAGCUUCUGCUGCUACCACUACUGCACAUUCAGACAUAAGCAUGGAAUCUGCCCAUGCCAAUGUUGUUCCAUCUGUAAGUGUUGCUACUUCUGCUUCUAAUUCUGCGGAAAGUGUUACAGCUGCAAAAUAUGAGGGUUUGGCAGCUAGUUUGACCUCAGAUGUUCUAUUCAGCGCUAUUUUAAUGGCUCUUAUUCAUUUGAUCUAA